Molecule: messenger RNA, 1370 nt
Organism: Pangasianodon hypophthalmus (striped catfish)
Lineage: Eukaryota; Metazoa; Chordata; Actinopteri; Siluriformes; Pangasiidae
Product: histamine H2 receptor
Exons: 2
Coding region: 315-659 (114 amino acids)
Cellular component (GO): membrane
Source: RefSeq, a predicted model, not a curated record
UUUAAAAAAUGUCAUUAGUAUCUCUUUUGCAAAUUUUAUGUCUACUCUCAUUCACUGCUCCCAGUCUUUAGAAAAGAUGAUAAAAGCUAAUGGAUUGUGAGUCCAUUGGUCCUUAACAUUUUUUUUUUAAAAUACAAUUCCAAGCCAGCAAUACCAGUAAAUAAAUGUACAGUCAAAGGCUAACAAGAGCACAAACAAGGUUGCAAACAAAAUUAUUACACAGGCAACAAGUGAGCACACCAGUAAUCUAUGAUCCUACUGGUUGAAAUAAACUGUCCUGCUCUUAAUGAUUAACUGAAUCACAUGAUCUGCGUAUGUCAAUAGUGUGUCUGCUCAUUUGCUGGCUGCCAUACAUCACCAUCUGCUUCUAUGAGACUCUGACAGGAAGAGAGAGCCCUCAAGCCGCCUCCGCUGUAGCCACCUGGCUAGUGCUCUUCACCUCCACACUCAACCCGUGGAUCAACUCUAUGUCCCAGACGAGGUACAGAGUUGCCCUGCGCAGGAAUAUGAAUAAAAUCUGGCAGCGUGCACGCAAGAACUCCCUCUCCAGAAGUACAGAAAUGUGCAGAGAGACACACAACUGUCCCUCCUCAGUGUCCAGUGCACCUCAAGCACUACAAGCACACGCUGACCCUGUGAAUGAGCCUGAAGAGAGCUGAGCAUGCUUUUCUUACCCCGGCUGCUGUGUGAAUGUGAGACCAUGCAAAGAACUUGCUACAGAAAAUUAAUAAAAUUAACACCUUUUCAUGGGAACCUCAGUAACUAUCUGGGCUUCGGAGACAGAUGACAAGCACAAACAUGCAUAUUUAAUGACCUGAGCUGUAAAGUGAACAGUUUCUUCUGAAACAGCUCUUAUAGAGAGAAAUGUGGGAAAGGAAAUGUGACUCUCUAAAUAAAAACAUGUUUGUUUGGUUUUUUGUAAAAGAAUAUUGAAUAAAGAACUCUUGAUUUACUUUUUUUUUAAUAUUUAAAUGAACUUACAAGUGUUCUGAAUGAGAAAUAUGAGUAAUACUAAUUGGUGCUCUUCAGUUAGAAACGUUUUACCAGCUGUAUGAAAUGACUGUAUGUGGAUUAGCACAGUUGUCAUAAACAAACAGUUUCAUAUUGAGUAUUUCCAAAGAAUUAUUUUGUUGCAACAUUGUACAGAACUACAACAGGAAGACUAAGACUAAAAAAAAAAAAAAAAAAAAAAAAAGAGACUUUUUUUGUUUUUGUGGUCAUGAAGAGUACUCUGCCUGAGACAUAAAUUACUAGACAUACUAUAUUGCAAAACAAUAAAUAAUUAUCAAUUGAUUCCAUUUCAGAGAGCAACUUGAGCAAUUAUUCUUUCUCUUAAUAGGAUCUGCCCUCUAGUGGUUGAGCUUAACAUA